Molecule: messenger RNA, 2917 nt
Organism: Spizellomyces punctatus DAOM BR117
Lineage: Eukaryota; Fungi; Chytridiomycota; Chytridiomycetes; Spizellomycetales; Spizellomycetaceae
Product: peptide alpha-N-acetyltransferase complex A subunit NAT1
Exons: 16
Coding region: 95-2593 (832 amino acids)
Biological process (GO): N-terminal peptidyl-methionine acetylation
Cellular component (GO): cytoplasm; NatA complex
Molecular function (GO): protein-N-terminal amino-acid acetyltransferase activity; protein binding
Source: RefSeq, a predicted model, not a curated record
GGGGGUUUCCGACCAGUUCAUCAGCGAGUGAUCUCUGGCAUUGGUCAAAGGAGUUUCUACUAGAUACGCAUAUAGACAAGAAACUCUCACAAAUAUGCCACCCGCGAAACAGGGACGGGAGCUCCCUUCCAAGGAGAGUGCCAUGUUCAAGUCAAUUCUGAAAUUCUACGAGCAUAAACAAUAUAAGAAGGGGUUGAAGCAGGCGGAGCAGAUUCUGAGAAAGUUUCCGGAACAUGGUGAAACUCUAGCUAUGAAGGGGCUCUUUCUAAGCCAUUUGGAUCGGAAAGAGGAAGGAUAUGAAUUUGUCAAGAAAGGCUUGAGGAACGACCUCACGAGUCAUACAUGUUGGCAUGUAUAUGGUUUAAUGCAUCGAGCGGAUAAGAAUUAUGAAGAAGCUAUCAAAUGCUACGUCAAUGCUUUGAAGUUCGACAAGGAAAAUAUGCAGAUCAUCAGAGAUCUGUCGUUACUUCAGAUCCAAAUGCGAAAUUAUGAGGGCUUCAAUGAGACUAGACAUCAACUCCUUUCUCUGCGGCCGACAAACCGCAUGUAUUGGGUUGGACUGGCUAUCUCAUAUCACAUGCUUCAAAAAUAUGAUACAGCGUUGAAUGUCUUAUCCGCGUUCGAGGAGAGUCUGAAGGAACAACCGGAUGUUGCUGAUUUCGAGAAUAGUGAAAUGCUCAUGUACAAGAAUAUGAUAAUUGAGGAAAGCGGGGACAACUUGAAGGCUCUAGAGCACUUGGAGGACAUACGGACCAGGGUGGUGGACAAACGGUCAUGGAGAGAGUCUAAAGCCCGGGUGCUGCUAAAAGCUAACAAACUCACGGAGGCCGAAGUCGAAUACCGUCAACUCUUGGAUCAAAAUCCGGACUGCCAUGCGUAUUUGGAAGGCCUCUUGCGAGCACGUUCGCUAAUUGGAGGCUCUGCAGACUUGGACGUGACCCAGAUGGAGAAGCUUUUCCGGUUGUUGAAUGAACUGGGCAAUAAAUAUCCUCGAUCGCAUGUCAUCAAGCGUGCGCCACUGAAAUACGCAAAGGCCGACAAAUUUCGGGAAUUGGCCGAUGAGUAUCUCAGACCGAUGUUCCGGAAAGGUGUACCAUCUCUGUUCGUUAGCAUAAAGGAUCUGUACAAGGAUGACGGAAAAGGGCAGAUUGUGGAGGACCUGGUUUUGGGAUAUCGAAAAAGCUUGAAGGAGGCGCAACGAUUUGGCGAAGACGACGCACUCACGGAACGGGAGCCACCUACUGCAUAUCUAUGGGUGCUGUACUUCCUGGCCCAACAUUAUGACCAUAAACGGAAUACGACCACGGCUCUUCAAUUGAUUAACGAAGCUCUAGUACAUACACCGACUCUUGUUGAGCUCCUGAUGACGAAGGCACGGAUAUACAAGCACGCGGGCGACGAAGAGACAGCUGUAACAAUAAUGAACGAAGCCCGGGAAAUGGACCUUCAGGAUCGUUACAUCAAUUCUAAAUGCACUAAAUAUAUGUUGCGAAACGAUAGAUUGGGGGAAGCCGAACAAACGAUUGCUCUAUUUACAAGGAGUGAAUCACUGGACCCUCUAGCAGACCUAGUUGACAUGCAAUGUAUGUGGUUCGCCACAGAAUGCGCGAAAAGCUAUGUGCGGCAGGAGCAAUAUGGACGAGCCCUCAAGAAGUUACAUCAGAUUGAACAGCAUUUCGUUGACAUCUACGACGAUCAAUUCGAUUUCCAUUCAUAUUGUCUACGUAAAAUGACAUUACGCUCGUAUGUAGAACUACUCCGAGUCGAAGACAAGUUAAGAUCACACCCUUUCUACUUUGAGGCGGCAACCCUCGCUGUGCAAGUGUACUUGGAAUUGCAUGACAAGCCAAAGGAACACAGUGGGCGUGAGGAUGCAUCCAAUGCCAAUGUGUCUGAUUCUGAACGUAAGAAAGCUGAGCGGAAAGCACGGAAGUUGGCCCUCAAAACUCAAAAUGAUAAAGCGGCGGAUGCUGGCAGUAAUAAGGACAAGGCUGAUGUGAACGGAGAAAAGUAUCUUGCUGCUGACGAUUACCUUGAAGAGGCUAUGAGGUUUUUGAGACCCUUGUUGGACCUGGGAUCCGAGAGAAUAGAGAGUCAGGUUCUUGGGUGUGAAGUGUUCCUCAGAAAAAAGAAGUACCUUCUGGCUCUGCGUGCGCUCAAGAAGGGCACCGCGAUUGCUCCAAACCACCCGGACUUGCAUCGCAACGCGGUGCGAUUUUAUCUCGCCGUAAAAAGCGAGCCCAUAGACAGCAUUCAUCCUCAUGUGCGGACAGUGCUGGAGGAGGAGAUGGGACAACUUUUCAACGGAGUGAAAGACGCCAAAGAAUUUAAUGCAAAGUAUCUCAAGAAUUGCAAGGGGAAUGUGGAAAGCCUUUUGGCUGCCGCAGAAAUGGAUCGGUUGUGCGGGGGUGACGGGGUGGAAAUUUUGGAAGAGAUAGUAACGGGAGAAACCAGAGAUCUGACGCUUGAGACUGCAGUAAAGGUCCACAUGUCUUUAGUGACCACAUUUUCGGACUUGAAAAAGGCGGAUGAUUUUGAACUAAAAUGUCGGGAACGGUUCCCGCUUGCUGGAUAUUUUGAGCCAACAGAUUGAUUGCAAUUGUGCUUGUUGUAGCUAUUAUCGUAGAGGGGGGCACUUUGGUAUUUUAUUGGCAAGGGUCUGAAUGUUAGCUCAGUAGUUUGCCAGGAUGGUGAAUUGGAGACUGACUAGUCUAUCCAGUUAACGCCAAUCAUUCUUUGGUAGCCUUUACGUGGUUAGACCUCUCUAGUGUUCUCAUGGAACGCCUCUGAUCCUCGUGGCAUUUCGACAUGUAGUUAGUUAUUUCUAGUUGGCGUGGUGCCUGUCGAAAUGGAAACUAGAAGGAACACAUAUAAAGCAUUUUCUCAAAUACCCUGAAUGGGCUCGUGUCAAUUAUGC